Rotaria sordida is the source of this 635-nucleotide messenger RNA. The record is from the annotation of a GenBank genome assembly. NCBI's taxonomy places the organism in Eukaryota, Metazoa, Rotifera, Eurotatoria, Philodinida, Philodinidae.
AUGAUUGUCUCCGAAACUGUUGCUCAACAUAUUCUAUGUUUUAUUCAUAACAUUGAUCAACUAUAUGCCGUUUAUAUCUUUUGUGAUAAUAAAAUUGAUGAUGAACGAUGGAUACAAGAAUGGUGGAAAGUAAAAGGUAUUUACACACAAAUUAAAUCCAUUUGUGAAGUUCUUCCACAUGCGAUUAAACAAUGUGAUCAAAACUCUAUUUCAAUUAGCUUUAUUCCCAUCGAGGAAGAUGUAUCAGAUAAAAAUUUAGAUCAACUCGAUCCAACAUUUAUGUAUACACAAAUACUUAAAGAAAUUCUUUUUGAAACUCAAUACAACGAACAAUCUAUCAAAGAUUUCACUACUUACUGUCGAAAUAUUAAUUGUACUGAAAUGAAUACUAUCAAUAGAUUCGAACGAGAAUAUCAUUCUCAUACAUCCAUCUGGUGGUAUACAAGCGAAAAUUAUCUCUAUUCUAUGCUCAAUCGCGCUCUUCGCACUCUAGAAACGGAUGCAAUCAUAAAACUUGGAUUUUUCAUUAGUGAUCUUCAUAAAUAUAUCAAACAAUUACAUUCGAAACAAUUUAAUGCUAGUUCAUCACCAUCAUUUACUGUUUAUCGAGGACAAGCCUUAUCAAAAGUGGAAUU